AGUUAUUUAAACAUGGACAAUUGCCAUAGUAUAAACGUUAUUCCCUUCUUCCGGAUCAAAUAUAGGAAUUUCUCACAGGAGUGUACUUGUAGUUGUACAUCCUCUUCCUCAAAGAAAGCGAAAGUUCAAAAAAGCAGCUACUUUUCAUGUUUCUGACUGAUUGAAUCAUUAAAUAUUUCGUGAACUGCAUCUCUGACUGAAGAUUGAAGAAUAGAGUGACACAAUACAAGCUAACAUCAGCAAGCAGGAUUCCAUGGAUAAAUCUUCAAUCUCCCUCACUAAACCACUACGCUGCAUCGUCAAGCUCGUUUAGGAGGUGCUGCAAUAACAUGCAAGAAUGAAUUGGAGAAGAUAAAUGAAGAAAAUCUGAGAAUGGUUUCGAUACAUUUGAGGCAAGCAAUGAUGUCUGGUGAAGUUGUGGAUAUGGAUUGGAGUAAAAGAGCUGGGGAAUCAGAAAUUUGUGUAAAUGUAGAAGAAAUUGUUGAUCACUCUAUGUUGGAUUCUAGCAACUUUGUUGUUGUUCAUGGAGCUGGCUCGUUCGGUCAUUUCCAAGCAAGCAAAUCAGGGGUACACAAGGGAGGACUGGAUCAGCCUCUUGUCAAAGCUGGCUUUGUUGCUACCCGAAUUUCAGUCACAUCACUGAAUCUAGAAAUUGUGAGGGCACUUGCUCAAGAAGGUAUCCCUUCAGUUGGAAUAUCUCCAUUUUCGUGUGGAUGGACGACGUUUCAAAGGAAUGUUGCCUCUGCCGAUAUCGCUACAGUGGCUAAAUCUAUAGACUCUGGUUUCAUCCCUGUCCUGCAUGGGGAUGCAGUAUUUGAUCACUCACAGGGUUGCACAAUUUUGAGUGGGGAUGUAAUGAUACGACAUUUGGCAGAACACUUGAAGCCUGAAUAUGUUGUUUUUCUUACAGAUGUCUUUGGUGUAUAUGACCGUCCUCCUUCAGAACCCGGCGCAAUUUUGUUACGAGAGAUAGCUGUCGAUGAAGAGGGAAGCUGGCGUGUCGUAAAGCCUGCCCCAAAAACUAUGAAUGAGAAAGUUGAGAUCACUGUAGCAGCUCACGACACAACAGGGGGUAUGGUGACCAAAAUAUCUGAAGCUGCAGCUAUUGCAAAACUUGGCAUUGAUGUGUUUAUUGUAAAGGCAGCCACAGAUCAUUCCUUGAAGGCCUUGAAAGGGGAAUUGAAAGGGAACGUUCCUGAUGAUUGGCUCGGUACAGCCAUUCGAUUCAUGAGAAAAUAGUUACAGCUUAUAAACAACUUGUCGUAUGAUGUUUGAGGCAGCAGAUCAUAUCUAAAUCCGUUAUCACUGGUAAUCACUGACCACAUGAAACACUAAAGCAUAGGAUCCGCGACUUCGUGUACACUUUUCAAAACUCUUAAUCAGCAGAAUUUCACCAUUUUUGGACAGUGACCUCCCAUUUUUUUUAGUGUAGUAAUAUUCUGUAACCUUGCAGCCACCAUUAGCUUGCUGGAGGAACCAUAACAUCAAUUGAUAAGCUUACAGUGUGUUGUGUGUUCAUAACUGUCAUCUUCAAGUUCAUUCAUUGUUUGACAAGUAUGACAUUGUUUAGAUCA
Messenger RNA from Beta vulgaris subsp. vulgaris (sugar beet), 1574 nucleotides. Its product is annotated as isopentenyl phosphate kinase. Gene Ontology annotation, molecular function: kinase activity. The record is from RefSeq and is a predicted model, not a curated record. The coding region runs from base 373 to 1239 and encodes 288 amino acids. Gene Ontology annotation, cellular component: cytosol. NCBI's taxonomy places the organism in Eukaryota, Viridiplantae, Streptophyta, Magnoliopsida, Caryophyllales, Amaranthaceae. The transcript has 12 exons.